GGAGCUAGGACUGGAGUCAAUCCUUUCUUUCAGCUGGAGGGCUCUCCGUGAGCCAGCCCCACCCUCAGAAAAGAUGUUUUCGAUGAGGAUCGUCUGCCUGGUCCUGAGUGUGGUGGGCACAGCAUGGGCUGCAGAUACCGGUGAAAGUGAAUUUUUAGCUGAGGGAGGAGGCGUGCGUGGCCCAAGAGUGGUGGAAAAACAUCCUUCUGGCUGCAGAGAUGCAGACUGGCCCUUCUGCUCUGAUGAAGACUGGAACUACAAAUGCCCUUCCGGCUGCAGGAUGAAAGGGUUGAUUGAUGAAGUCAAUCAAGAUUUUACAAACAGAAUAAACAAGCUCAGAAACUCACUAUUUGAUUAUCAGAAGAACAAUAAGGAUUCUAACUCAGUGACCAGAAAUAUAAUGGAAAUUUUGAGAGGGGACUUCGCCACAGCCAAUAACCAUGACAGUGCAUAUAACCAAGUGUCAGAAGAUCUGAGAAGCAGAAUUGAGGUCCUGAAGCGCAAAGUCAUAGAAAAAGUACAGCAAAUUCAACUUCUGCAGAACAACGUUAGGUCUCAGCUGGUAGAUAUGAAACGGCUGGAGGUGGACAUUGAUAUUAAGAUCCGAUCUUGCAAAGGGUCUUGCAGUAGGGCUUUAAAUCAUCAGGUAGAUCUAAAGGACUAUGAAGAUCAGCAGAAACAACUCGAACAGGUCAUUGCCAAAAAUUUACUUCCCUCUGGAGACAGGCAAUACUUACCACUGAUAAAAAUGAGUCCAGUUGAAGACUUGAUUCCUGGAAAUUUCAAGAGCCAGCUUCAGAAGGCCCCUCCAGAGUGGAAGGCACUAACUGAAGUGCAGCAGAUGAGAAUGGUGCUAGAGAGGCCUGGUGGAGAUGGGAAUGCCCGAGGAGACUCUGCAUCUUAUGGAACAGGAUCAGAGCGAGAAGGCCCCAGGAACCCUGCUAAUGCUGGCAAUUGGAACCCUGGGAGCUCUGGACCAGGUAGUACUGGAAACCGAAACCCUGAGAGCUCUGGAUCUGGCAGUACUGGACAUUGGAGCACUGGGAGCUCUAGCUCUGGAUCCAGUAGUAGCAGACAUUGGAGCACUGGGAGCUCUGGAUCUGUUAGUACCGGAAAUUGGAACCCGGGGAGCUCUGGACCAGGUAGUACCGGACAUUGGAACCCUGACAGCUCUGGACCAGGUAGUGCUGGAAACCGAAACCCUGACAGCUCUGGACCAGGUAGUACCGGACAUUGGAACCCUGACAGCUCUGGACCAGGUAGUACCGGACAUUGGAGCACUGGAAGCUCUAGCUCUGGAUCCAGUAGUAGCAGACAUUGGAGCACUGGGAGCUCUGGAUCUGGAAGUUUUAGGCCAGAUAGCUCAGGCUAUGGGGGCACCAAGCCUACCAACCCAGACUGGGGCACAUUUGAAGAGGUGUCAGGAAGUGUAAGUCCAGGGACAAAGAAAGAGUACCACACAAGUAAACUGGUCACUUCUAAAGGAGAGAAAGAGCUCCUGACUGGUAAUGAGAAGGUCACCUCUGGUAGCACAACCACCAAGCGUAGUUCAUGCUAUAAAACUGUUACUAAGACUGUUACACGCCCUGAUGGUCAGAAAGAAGUGACCAAAGAAGUGGUGACCUCCGAAGAUGGUUCUGACUGUGGUGAUGCGGAAGAGUUGCCUUUCUUUACUGGCGUAGGUGGCCUGGAUGAAUUCCGCCGCAGGCACCCCGAAGAAGCUGCUUUCUUUGAGACUUCCUUCACUGGAAAAACAUCCCCGAGUUCACUUGAAACUCUGUUCAACGGGUUUGCCAGUAAGACCGAGUCUAUGGGCUCAGAAUCUGACAUCUUCACAAACGUAGGGGCCUCCAGCUCUCGUCGCUUUGGUGUACCUGAAUUCCCUUCCAGUGGUAAAACUUCAAGUCACAGCAAACAAUUCGUAAGCUCUAGCACAACUUACAACAAAGGAGGCUCCACAUUUGAAACCAAGAGCUUUAAAAUGGCAGAUGAGGCGGGAAGCGAAGCCGAUCUCGAAGACCUCAGAGGAGCACAUGGCAUCAAGGGAGGCCAUGCUAGAUCGCGCCCUUCCAGAGGUAUCCACACUUCUCCUUUGGAGAAGCAUCCCCUGACCCCCUAGACUAAGUUAAUUGUUUUUGCAAAGCGCCCCCAUGGCACCUUGUGCUUCUUUCCUAACUCUCUAUUACACUUUAUUGAAAUUAUACGUUUUGGGUCUGUUUUUUCAUGGUAGACUGUAAGUUCCAUGUGGGCAAGGCCUUUGUCUAUAUCAUGUUCAUCUCUGUAUUCCCAAAUGCUUAACAGAGCAGAGAGUCAUCACUCAAUAAAUACAUUUUAAAUGAAUGAAUGGAUUCUUCUGAAAGUAGAUUUUGAAUUUAUUUAAUCAAAUUCUUUCACCAUUCAAAUUGUGUGCUAUUGGAAUUGUCACCCAAUUGAUUAAUCAUAUUUUUAGUGUGUGUCUCAGUUGACAUUUAGAUCAGGUUAAAAACAAGUUGUAUUUGGUACUAACUGAUGCUUAGCUACCUUUGCUAUUUACUGGCUGUUAGUCAGUACGUGCAAGUAAAAUUCCAAAUCCAUCUGAGAAAAAUCCCCUUUGCAAUUUGCGGGUAUAAAUAAGUUCUAUCCCAGUGUAAGUGCAUUCUUUCCUCAUGGAGGGAAGGAAGGAAGGAAGGAAGGAAGGAAGGAAGGAAGGAAGGAAGGCAGGCAAGCAAUAUUUGCAUUCUUUAAUCUGGGCCUAUCUUUGUAAAGUUAAAUGAGAGUAACUUUUUCCAACCAGCUUAAUUUUUUUUUUAGACUGUGGUGAUGUCCUCCAAACACAUCCUUCAGGUGCCCAAAGUGGCAUUUUCCAUAUCAAGCUACCGGAAUCCAGUAAGAUUUUUUCUGUUUAUUGCGAUCAAGAGACCAGUUUGGGAGGAUGGCUUUUGAUCCAGCAAAGAAUGGAUGGAUCACUGAAUUUUAACCGGACCUGGCAAGACUACAAGAGAGGUUUCGGCAGCGUGAAUGACAAGGGAGAAGGAGAAUUCUGGCUAGGCAAUGACUACCUCCACUUGCUAACCCAGAGGGGCUCUGUUCUUAGGGUUGAAUUAGAGGACUGGGCCGGGAAAGGGGCUUAUGCAGAAUAUCACUUCCG
Propithecus coquereli (Coquerel's sifaka) is the source of this 3127-nucleotide messenger RNA. RefSeq names its product fibrinogen alpha chain (gene FGA). NCBI's taxonomy places the organism in Eukaryota, Metazoa, Chordata, Mammalia, Primates, Indriidae. The coding region runs from base 74 to 2119 and encodes 681 amino acids. The record is from RefSeq and is a predicted model, not a curated record. Gene Ontology annotation, biological process: positive regulation of ERK1 and ERK2 cascade; fibrinolysis; positive regulation of heterotypic cell-cell adhesion. The transcript has 6 exons. Gene Ontology annotation, cellular component: fibrinogen complex. Gene Ontology annotation, molecular function: extracellular matrix structural constituent; signaling receptor binding.